AUCACUUUCUGUUGAGGGGUGCUAUUCUUAGGCGGUCGAUCCAGCCCAUCUGAGCAGACAAGACCUCUCGUCCUUUUGCUUUCUGUCUUUCAUUUUAUGCCUUUAAGAAAAGGUGGGCACAAUUAGCACCUUGAACCUCAUUUUUUGAAACCCUUGUUUCAUGAAGCAUUUUUAUUUUUGAAGAAUUCAUUGGUGUAUUUUUCAAUAUAAGUUCAAUAUAAGUUUUUUUUUUUGCCUUUUUUGGGUUUCUUGUUUUAUCUGCUGCUGCCUGGCGGCUCACUGCCCAAUUCCCAACGAUCAAAACUAAAAGACGUUGAGUGAGAAGAACUUUUGGAAGAUGAGCACUUACACCGUAAAUCUCAGUGGACCAGCACCAUGGGGCUUCCGCCUGCAGGGGGGAAAGGACUUCAACAUGCCUCUGACUAUCUCCAGGAUCACACCGGGGAGCAAAGCUUCCCAGGGCAGCCUGACCCAGGGUGAUGUCAUUGUGGCCAUCGAUGGAGUCAGCACUGAAGGCAUGACCCACCUGGAGGCUCAGAACAAGAUCAAGUGUGCCGGUUACAAUCUCGCCCUUACAAUGCAAAGGCCAAAACGUCCCAUUCCAAUGCCGAUAGCCCCCCCGAGAAUGGACACCUGCAUACCUAUCAUCCCACCUCAGAAGGACCUGGAAGGCCUAAUCAAUGGGGCCUGCGUUGCCUCCCCCAGGCCAUUAGGGGCAUCCAGUGAGACAGAGCCCCCCUCCUACAGAAAGCAGGAAGUUACCCAGACCUUUGACAUGGUGGUCACCAGUGCUGGUGCCAGUUCUCCCUCAAAGAGGUCCCAAGGGCCUGGCUCACCAGGUGCAGCCAGCAAAGCGCCCCCUAGCCAAAAGAAGCAGUAUAACACUCCCAUUGGGCUAUACUCAGCAGAGACACUGAGGGAGAUGGCAGUGCUCCAGGGAAGCCUCAAAGGGAAGGGCUUGGCCGCUGGGAUUCCCGCGGGUAUCCUCCCUGUUAGAGAGCCUCUUGUAGACAGUACCUCUCCAGUCUAUCAGGCCGUGCUGCAGGCCGAGAACAGGGACACAGAUGCAGCCGAGAGGAGCAGGCGUUCCACCCACCCACAGUCCAAGUGUUUCCGCAUUCUCGCCCACAUGACAGGAACUGAGCUCGAACAAGAUGAAUAUGAAGAAUUACCCAGGCGAUCCAGUACUCCUGUUGAGCAUGCUGCAGUCUCCACAAGCCCUACUCCUGCUUCUCUGCCUGUUGCUGCUUCAACCAAUCAGCCUGUCCCUGAGACAAAAAGCCUGACCCAUCAGGUUCCGGCAUCACCCCCUAUCGCCCAGACUGCGGUGGCUGCUCCUGUAGCCUCCACCCCAGAGAGCUUGCCCGCACCCCCAUCUUCACGGCCGGCAGCCCUGUUGGGACCCUGCCACCUGUCGCUCGCUGCCUCGACUAUCUCCUCCGCUCUCUCUGCUCAGUCUAGAAACUAUGUUAGUAAGCCAGGGCUGCCGCCCUCCUCAGCACUGGAGGCUCUGCCUAUCACACCCAUCUUCCGCUCCAGAAAUCUGCCCAAACGAACGCGCCCCCUGCCCAUGGGGAAGCCCCAGCUUUCGAGUUUCACCACACAGCCUACCAUUGGCUACAGCUCCCAGUUCACAUCCUCCCCACCCAGGCCAUAUGGCAAGGCCCCGCCCAUACAGCAGAGUUCUAUACAGAUCCCUGUGGGACCGCCUUCACCCAAGGUUGUCAGCACAGCCAACAUUUUGUCUACUGCCUACCCCACUGCCCCAGCUCCAGUCCCCACCCCUGUCCAUAUUUCAGUGGCACCUCCUGUGGCCUCCACGCCUCCUGAUUCCAAUAGGCCCCCCUGGAUCACUGAUAACACAUUCGCCCAGAAGUUUGAGCCCAACAAGACCACCACCACCACCACCACCAAUAUCAAAGUGCAACCUCUGCCCCAGUCGGCACCCCCUCCCCCAGCCUACAUCCCCAACCCUGGCCAGACUCCACCUGUCCCUAGUCCCGUCACUGCCCCCAUCCCCUUCCCUCCUGUGGCCCGCGGGGUGGCCCAGAGAGCCGAGCGCUUCGCUGCCAGCGGUCGGACCCCCCUUUGUGCAGCCUGUAACAACAUCAUCAGGGGACCUUUCUUGGUAGCGCUUGGUCGCUCCUGGCAUCCAGAGGAGUUCAACUGCCAUUACUGUCACACGUCUCUGGCAGACGUCAGCUUUGUGGAGGAGCAGAACAAUGUGUAUUGCGAGAGCUGCUAUGGGGAGUUCUUCGCCCCCACCUGUGCCCGCUGUAGCACCAAGAUCAUGGGGGAAGUGAUGCACGCAUUGCGACAGACAUGGCACACCAACUGCUUUGUGUGUGCCGCAUGCGGGAAGCCCUUUGGCAACAGUCUCUUCCACAUGGAGGACGGGGAACCAUACUGUGAGAAAGACUACGUCGUCCUUUUCAGCACUAAGUGCCAUGGCUGCGACUUCCCCGUUGAAGCUGGUGACAAGUUCAUUGAGGCGCUGGGUCAUACAUGGCAUGACACCUGCUUUGUUUGUGCGGUUUGCCACAUCAACCUGGAGGGCCAGCCAUUCUACUCCAAGAAGGACAAGCCCUUGUGCAAGAAGCAUGCCCAUGCCAUCAAUGUGUAGACUCAACUCCCUCCACCCCAACCUUCCUGGACGUGGGACAAUGCUGCCCUCUAGAGGAUGACAGAGAAGAGCAGCACUGGGCCGCGGAAGAGUGAUUUACUCUGCUGCUGAUUGCACUGUUUGUCAGGGAUGUGCACACUCUAGAGAAACAUGCUUUAAUUAAGCUGUGUGAUUCACAAAAUAUGACCAAGAUAUUUUGGAAUGCCAUCUUUCUUAAUUUAGAUACACUUCUGUCUUUUUCACAUGCUACUCAAGACUUGAAAAGAUUGACUGUCAUAUUUUUGCCUUUAUGAUAUAAAUGUAAAUAAUGAUAAUAAUCAUUUCUAAAGAUACUCUUUAUGUAGACCCCUGCUAGAGAGUAGACUGAUGAAUUAUGAAACUUUUUCUUGUUAUUCAUUUUUUUUAAACAAAAUAUCUUGGUCCUAAACUGAUGAGGUUGUUCAUAAACCUGUACUUUUUCAGAGUUUGUAAUGAAAGGAAAUGCUUUGUGAAUAUGAAAUGACUGCUGCUUUUUCCUCCAGAUAAUAUAUAAUAUAAAAUAUUUUAACAGUCUAAAUAACAUAUGAGUAGUUCAGUUAUAUAUACACAGUAUUUUUCAGGUUAAUGUAGUGUUUUACUACUUAGUAAUUAACUACGAAAAAACAUUCUGAAGAAAUUGGUAUCUUGAAGAAAUGACAGUGAUUCUACAAAUUCUACAUGAUCCUCUCACAUCAAUAGCUGAAACUUAUUUAAGAUCUUAAGCUCUGGAAGAACAGUAAAGUAAAUGUAUUUAUUUAUGUUCUAAUCUUUUAUUUAUUUUCCAUUUUAAGUUUUUAAAUAUUCUUUUUACAUUAUUUUACCUUGUUUUGAAUCAGCAGUAGUACUUUGUGAACAUUACUGCCACAUCCAGUUUAUCUGUCUGAUACAAGGCUAAUGACUGAGCUCUCAGUCACUUGCUGAAGAUUUGGGGAGGGGGGGGGUGUCUGGGAAGGGGGAGGGAAGGUACUUUUGGAUCUGCUACUGGGAUAGCAGCCGUUGAAUGUUAGGGCUGAGGAGGGGGGUUGACUGUCACUCUGGCAGAAGGGCAGGCAGGUCCCUCAGUUUUCCUGUUAUCUGCUGCAAUAGGUGACAGCUGCUUGUCAAGCCAAGGCCUUUUGAACGUGUUUUGAGGCCUGACUCAACUUGCAAAUACACCUUAAACUUUUUGAAACACUUUUGUAUCCAAACUGGAUCCAAACUCUUUCUACUAUGUGUCUUUUUAAAUUUAGGGCCAAUACAGCCCUGUUCUAUAUAUUCAAUUCAACAUCCACUUAAAAGGUGAAUGCUUUUUAGGCUUUUGUGUGUCCUGGCUUUUGACACUGAAUUUCUUAUACAUAAUGUACGUUAUACUUACACAUAUUGCACAUUUCGUCCACCGGGGGGCGGAAACGUUUUAUCAUUAUGCUUAUUUCCCCAUAAUUCAUUAAAAAAACUGACUAUGAUUGCGUUAACAAGUAAAUCAGCUUGUGUAAGCCAUAUACUCACGUUAUAUGUUUGCAGCAAUAACACGUUACUCCUUAAAUAAUUAAUUUAACCCUUAAAAAUUGAGAAGUUUUAUAAAUUGUGUCUGACAGAGUAAUGAUAAACAGUUUUGUAAAAAUCUUUAAGGGCUUUCGUGAGGGUGGGGCUACAUUAAUGGAGGUGGGAACCCACGUGAUCUAGCGAGGUAGGUAGGUGUUGUUACUGUCCACUCUGCGAGUAACCAGUGAAAUUUUAUUGAUUAAGAAUUCCACCUGAUUCUGCUGUCAUGAAAGUGAUUUUAAAAUUGUGAAAAUUAUACUGGAAUUGAACUUCUGUGAUGGAUAAAUCAUGCAGAGCUAGAGGAGUUUUCAAAUGAUGAUGAGCAUCUGAAACUUUUCCCACCCCCUUCCCUUUCUGCUGAUCACUUCACUGUCCAUUCCCUGAUGACCUCCUCCUCCUCCUUUAAUCAUUUGUUCAUUCCAUUUUAUUCAUCAUGGUUUCGGUGCUCUUCACCCACCCCACUCUAUCAUUCAUCACCCAUUCACCCCCCCCCCCACCCCCCGUCACUGAGUCCAUCUCACCUCUCAGCUUUAUCAUUUGGCCUUUCUCAUACUUCUAUAUUCUCAUCUUUCCAUCAGCAUACUUCCAGUGGCCUCUGAAUCACCUCACCUGAAGUUAGUUAUCCUCAAUGCAAUAUCACCUCUGCCCCUUUAUAUCUAUGUAGAGUGACUAGCUUCUAAACCUUGAGACUUUAAGUGUUUGGUUCUAUGUGUGUUUACACUGGAUUGUUUGCACCGUUUCUGUCGUGGUUCUUCUGCAGGGUUUCAGAACUUGGCUAUGUGCAGCUUGAAAAUGAGUCUAAUGUAUCUGCCCUGCGCUCGUUUUCCAGUAUGAUAUGAGAAAAUAUGUAUGUUGUAAUAAAUUAAUGAGUUUAACGAUGUAGCUUUCUCUUGGCAUGCAGAGAUAAGCAAUCUUAAGGUUUCUUAAUUUUUUUCCUUUAAAAAAACAAGGCAUUGAAUUAUGAUUGUAAUGCUUUGAUUUUACUUUUCACCUUUCUCCUUUGUAAACAUUUAUCUUUAAUUUUUUUUCAUUUAUUUAUUUUUGAGGCAUGUGCUAAAUUGCAAGGGUGGGAAUGUUUUAUACUUUUUAUUAUUACUGAUUUGCUUUGCUUUACCUGGCUGGCAUUUUGCGUGAACUAACAAAGAAAAGUUGAUUUUGUCUGUUUAUUGCUAGUCAGUGCUGGGAAAGAACUAAAGUCAUGCACUGCCCUCGUUUUACAGUUUAUGUUUUUAACUGUGUUAAAAUCUUGCAGAGUAUCAUCUUAUUGUAAAUCUGAACAGGCAGCCUCUCAGGUGAUCACUACAGUGUUACCGUGAAUUCGGAGCUGCUCCGAGACGUUGAGAUCAUCUUUCAUUGUUGUGAUAUGUGGUUCUAGAACGUCAUGAGGUUGGGCUGUUGCUAUAGGAACCUGGUGAGGGCAAGUGAAAGGUUCGGCACAGUUUUGGGGGCUGCUGGAGAACCCACACGGAGUCCUGAGCUUUGCUGACAUUGUGAAUGUCACCAAUGAUGUUUUGAUCAUCUGUAUCUCGGUUUAGCAGAGGAGUUAACUGUGUUUGGAAGUAAAAAGUACACUUGUCUGGGUGUUGGCCAUAACUCUAGGCUACUUGUGGGAAAACACAGCUUGAUACAUAUUUAUGACAAAUGCUGAGAUACUCAAAAUACCUCAAAAGCCCUUUAUAUGAUGUAAUAAAAACCAGCUGUUUUACCACUGGCAGUGACAUGAAUUUUGCUGUUGUUUCCCACAUGCUACUGAACUGUAUUUUUUAUUUUUUCCCUUUUUAUUUAUUUUAUAAUUAUUAUUUUCUGCGCUGUAACCUCUCACCACUGCCAUGGAAGCUAAUAUACUUCGUCUGUGCAUGGUACUGAAGAGUUUAUUUGUACAACCAAUUUGACCUAAGUAAAAAAUAAAUCCUGGCACUCAGGCAACAAGACAA
Paramormyrops kingsleyae is the source of this 6096-nucleotide messenger RNA. Its product is annotated as LIM domain-binding protein 3-like. NCBI's taxonomy places the organism in Eukaryota, Metazoa, Chordata, Actinopteri, Osteoglossiformes, Mormyridae. Gene Ontology annotation, biological process: actin cytoskeleton organization; heart development; muscle structure development. Gene Ontology annotation, cellular component: stress fiber; adherens junction; filamentous actin. Gene Ontology annotation, molecular function: muscle alpha-actinin binding; actin binding. The record is from RefSeq and is a predicted model, not a curated record.